GCACCUUUCCUUGCUCGAUUCUAUUUGGGUUAAUACAAGCCACUUUUACCACACUUCAUAUGCCCAUUGCUGCGUGCCAUAACUCGUGACAACGUUUCUACAGGGACCAUAACACAAGAUCCACAAUGAGCGAAUGCUCAAGCACGGUCCGUGUUCUCGAGUAUGAAUGGCCUCUUUUCCUUACCGAUCAUAGUCAAACGGACUUCCGCCCUAGUUGCUCCGACAGUACUCCUCAUGAGUGGCCAUUCGAACUCUCGAUACCAGGGGGAUAUACCAGAAACCUUUCAGGGGUAUAGCCGGUGUAGUAUUACUUACUAGCUGACGGCCACGACGAUCCGAAGCAAUACUUCUUCAUCGACGCCUCAGACAUACAAGACCAUACGAAUCAACAGAACGCUGCCAAGUUCAGCAUUCGAGCUGAUGGACCCGGUGACAGUUGAAGGCAUAUGGAGUAAGAAACUACGCUACUCAAUAUCCGUCGGCCAUCGCGCCAUCGCCCUGGGCACAGCUAUUCCUCUCGAGAUGCGUUUCGCGCCGCUGAAAGCAGGGACAAGAGUCUCGCAGGCGAAGUGUCAGCUUUUGGAGUCGCACAAAGUUAAGGCUGGUAAAAGUCAAUUUACAUCCUUCGUCGGCGACAGAGACGUUGCCGAGUGGGAGACACCCGUAAACAAUCAUGAGAAUUUGGAGCAAAGAAUUUAUAAGACAACGCAGAGUCUUCCCCUUCCUUCCGAGCCGAAAGAUUAUUCUCCUAAUAUAGAGGCCCACAAUAUCAGUAUAACUCACCUUCUUUCUAUCGAAAUUACCAUCCAAGAAUCAGACAAUAGUCCCUUUAUAAACAAAUACCGCGCAUCACUUACCGUCGUGCUCUUUGCAUCGUCUCAGAUGCCGAUUGAUACAAAC
This is a messenger RNA of Colletotrichum phormii, 900 nucleotides long. RefSeq lists its product as uncharacterized. The annotation marks the transcript as partial. The record is from RefSeq and is a predicted model, not a curated record. Lineage: Eukaryota; Fungi; Ascomycota; Sordariomycetes; Glomerellales; Glomerellaceae. The transcript is spliced from 2 exons.